Molecule: messenger RNA, 3399 nt
Organism: Esox lucius (northern pike)
Lineage: Eukaryota; Metazoa; Chordata; Actinopteri; Esociformes; Esocidae
Gene: b3gat2
Product: beta-1,3-glucuronyltransferase 2 (glucuronosyltransferase S)
Exons: 4
Coding region: 635-1540 (301 amino acids)
Biological process (GO): chondroitin sulfate proteoglycan biosynthetic process; carbohydrate metabolic process
Cellular component (GO): Golgi membrane
Molecular function (GO): galactosylgalactosylxylosylprotein 3-beta-glucuronosyltransferase activity
Source: RefSeq, a predicted model, not a curated record
CCUCUUUUUCUCUCCCCCCCUCCUCUCUCCGUCCAUUACAAUGUUUCCCGUUCCCUCUCUCUCUCCCCACAUCGCAGUUUCUCCUCUCUCCGCAAUGACACUCCCGCACCUGCUCCUCCGUACUGCCCUCCAGAUCAGCAUGGCCUCAGACACCGAUUCAUCCCGCGUCCUACCCCGGGAAUAAUGCCCAUUUAUCCCGGAGUCUGCGGGAGUAACGGCCGGUGGAUAGGUUUGCGAUUUAGUCUGUUUAAAAGCUCUUUAAAGCUCGUGGUCAGAAGGCGUGUGAAAUGGGAUUACCUAUUGUUUUUAGGGGUUUGUUUAAUCGCCCUUACGUUCGAGGUAUAUGAGGCACCUGCACUUUUUUGGGAAGAAGACUGUUAACCGCGAAUGUUCCCGACUGGACGCGGACGUGACAAUGUCUUCAGUAAAACCAUAAACGGGAUGACUUUGGAGAUUUAUUACAGUUUAUUGGAAAUGAAAAGAAACAUGUUUACAACUCGGUAUUGUACGUUAUUUAAACAAGCUGAGGAGUGAGCGAAGUGUCGUAGCAUGUUGUUGGGAUGAUAGGAUGUGAUGGAGUAAUUGAAUGAGUGCACGGCUCGGAUGUUUACUGUAGCCACUCAACUUCAGAAAGAUGAAAUCGCGCUUCUACAGUCGGUUUUUCAUCCUCCUGCCCUGGGUCCUCAUCGUCAUCAUCAUGAUCGAUAUAGACACAAAGAGGACGUCGGUCCGAAGUCCAGCCCUGGGCCGCGCCGGAGGCACGCAGCGACACGACAGGAACAACCCACCACGGGCCAACCUUUCCGCUCUCCCGGUAAUCUAUGCUAUCACCCCGACCUACAACCGGCCAGUCCAGAAAGCUGAACUUACCCGACUCGGUAACACCUUCCGCCAGGUUCCUCGAUUCCACUGGAUCAUAGUAGAGGACUCUAACAUGCGCACGGAGCUGGUGGCACGCUUUCUUGCCCGCUCGGGGAUGCCCUACACACACCUGAAUAUUUUUACGCCCCGUCGAUUCAAAAGGACCGGGAUGCCCCGUGCUACUGAGCAGAGGAAUACGGCUCUGUCGUGGUUGCGGUCGCAUCGCUCGCGGAAGGACGUGGGGGUAGUAUUUUUUGCAGACGAUGACAACACUUACAGUCUGGAACUGUUUGAAGAGAUGCGUUCAACACGGGGUGUGUCAGUCUGGCCUGUCGGGCUUGUCAGUGGGCGCCAGUACGAGCGUCCCGUUGUGGAGAAAGGCAAAGUGGUGGGUUGGUACACUGGCUGGAGGCCUGACCGCCCAUUCGCCAUUGACAUGGCAGGUUUUGCAGUGAACCUCCAGGUGGUCCUAGGUAGCCCGCGGGCAGUGUUUAAGCGCAGAGGUUCACAGCCUGGCAUGCAGGAGUCUGACUUUCUGAAGCAGAUCACUAAGGUGGGAGACCUGGAGCCCAAAGCCAACAACUGCACUAGGGUGUUGGUGUGGCACACUCGUACAGAGAAGGUGAAUCUGGGGAACGAGCCUAAACACCGACAGGAUAGUGUGGUCAUCGAGGUCUAGGGGGCGUGACGAUGAAGGACAAUCAACAAGCCCAUUGGUCACAGACUGAUAGUCAUUUUGGAACUGAAGUUUCAGCGCGUUGAUAUGGAUUAAGAGACAAUGGACUGGACCAAUUGCAUGGAUGGAAACUGCUGCCUGAAUGUUGUCAUUGGUGGAUUUAUGUGCACAGCAAAUGAAGCCGAGACAUGCCCAACUUCCCUCAUUUCUGUUCGGAUUUGGGGCAGCUCUGUUCUGCUAAUUGCUCCUGCUCUGUGAAUGGGGUGUCCCAGAAACAGUAGGAAAAGGAGACACCUCAGUGGAAACAGUCAUCUGUAGCAGGAGUGUAGAGAAUGUAAGCAGAGCAGAGCAGACCUCUCUCGUUAGCAUGCUAGAGAUUGAGGGGAAGCAUAUUGACCAUCUGUUUAAUGGUUAACGGCCUGAGUAAAGGGCUGCGUUUCAAAAUGCGUACUUGCGUCCACUGUUCUCCCGUUCUUUCAAGUGUGCUCUUCUGAGAAACUCCCUAAAAGCAUACGGUAUAGUAUGUGAGAAUGCAGCGUGCAUAAGAAGCGUUACAUUUGAAACGUACUAUGUUUAUGUGAUUUCCUCAUGACGAAGCCGACUUGGCAAAAUCUCUUUUCGCUGCAAAAGAGCUUUCCGUUUUGCUCUUGCCAAGUGGAGAAGGAUUUUUAUUAAUUACGUUGACAUAGUAGAUAAAUUUGCUAAAUGUAAGAGAACUUUAAUUACAAUAAAUACGUUGACUAACAUUAAUGAUGUUAACUAUAUUACUAACAUUAAUCAAUGUUAUUUUGAAUACAAAAUGAUAAUGCAUAUAAACAACGCUACAAUUGAUGCUCGCAAUAUCAACAAUGAUGAAUGACAACUGAGCAACAGAUAGUUUUCUUCAGUUGUAGUCCCCAGUACGACAACUAAAGUUGCAAUGAACACUGGGAAUGAAGUACGUGAAAAAUUAUGCUCAAAUUCAUUGCACACAUACUGAAUUACUGCAGAAAUGGGCUUGUGAAACUGGAAGUAGUUUAAUGGCAGCGCCCAUGAAUCGGCGUUUACGACAGUGAGCAAUUUACAUUGAAAAUAACGUGCCACCAUCAUGGACCACGCCCGCUUUGCGCCGAUGCAUGCUUCGUUUUCCAGACCUCCCAUGUACGCCAAUAUCACUUCCAAUAAACUUAAUACAUUUCACAUUCGAAAGUUUGAAUUCGCACGCAAAAUUACUGCUGACCUCGAGGUCCUUACGUGAUAAACGCUCCAGAAAUAACAAGUAACACAAAUAUGCAUUUUGAAACACAGAAAAGUACUGUCCAUUUUUGUCCAUUUGUUCCUCAAGGGGAAAUCAUUUCCUGACCUGUGCUUACCCAGAGGACUUUGUGGUCAUACUGCAAUAUGAGGCCCACUCCCUCAUUAAAUAGGUUUUUCGACUGAAAUGUGUGGACAAAACAAGAACAUCUUUCCGUAAGUGUUUGCGUGUAUGUGUCUGAUUGUGGGGUAUGUAAGAUCAGAUAAUAUGAAACAAGGUUUGUGUAUGUUUAUGUAUCAACAAGAUGACAAACUAGAUAAUUGACCUUAGUUAGCAACCUGGUCUGCACAGCCAACACAAAUGUGGAUCUCCUGGUCUUCCAGUGUUUGUGCCACACAUGGAAUAAAGACAAACUCCUGUAGAACAACUUUUAUUCCAAAUGACCCACUCGUAAAAGUAGGAAACAAAAAAAAUAAGGAAAAAAAUGAAAAACAACAACUUUACAAUAAAAGAGUCAUUGGACAAAAACGUCUAUUCACUGUAAAAUGCACGAAAAAAAUAUCCGUUUUCUCUGUACUAGGCACCAGAAAAUGUAAACACCAUUAGAAAUAAACCUGGAUGACACGUU